CCGCCCCGCCUCCUCUAUCCCGGAAGUUGAUGCCGCUCUCCAGAUCGCGUGCUGCUCGCUAGAGGUGUCGCCUUAGAGAUCUGGACUGGCCGGGAUUGCGAAAGGUUCAACAUGCCUUUGGCUAGAGAUUUACUACACCCGUCCUUGGAAGAGGAGAAGAAAAAACAUAAAAAGAAACGGCUAGUGCAAAGCCCAAAUUCCUAUUUUAUGGAUGUAAAAUGCCCAGGUUGCUACAAGAUUACCACGGUUUUCAGCCAUGCUCAGACGGUGGUUCUUUGUGUAGGCUGUUCAACAGUGCUGUGCCAGCCAACGGGAGGAAAGGCCAGACUCACAGAGGGGUGUUCAUUUAGAAGAAAGCAACACUAAUGAUCCACACAACCUCUUGAAUUUGUGUUCUAUCGCAGAAAGCCUUAUCAGUUCAGUAAUUCCAGUAAAUCUACCAAGAUAUGUAAUUACGUUUAAUUUUGUAAGGUUUACAACAGUGAUCUCCUAUUUUGGUGUCAGUUUUUCAAUAAAGUUUUGAUUAUGGGCAAA
Molecule: messenger RNA, 534 nt
Organism: Mustela lutreola (European mink)
Lineage: Eukaryota; Metazoa; Chordata; Mammalia; Carnivora; Mustelidae
Gene: RPS27L
Product: ribosomal protein S27 like
Exons: 4
Coding region: 112-366 (84 amino acids)
Biological process (GO): ribosomal small subunit assembly; translation
Cellular component (GO): cytosolic small ribosomal subunit; ribosome
Molecular function (GO): RNA binding; structural constituent of ribosome
Source: RefSeq, a predicted model, not a curated record